Messenger RNA from Ceraceosorus bombacis, 1085 nucleotides. Lineage: Eukaryota; Fungi; Basidiomycota; Exobasidiomycetes; Ceraceosorales; Ceraceosoraceae. The record is from the annotation of a GenBank genome assembly.
GUCAAGGCAGAAAACAAGACAUGGGGAGGUCAAGACAAGGGCGUCGGGAAUCUUGGCGAGGCCUUUUGCUUUCGACAGCCGCCAUUCGUCCAUAGCAGCCGCGACAAUCGGGAGAGGAGAGGAGAAGAGACGUAUGCCCAAAGGCGAAGGAAGGCCAUGCGUGAUCGGACACUCAUGACUCAUGACUCACGACUGCCGAGACAACAUCUUCACUUCUUGGACAGAUCGGGCUGCGCAAUGCUGAGUCCGUGGACUCGCGCAAGGGAUCAGCGACUGAGCGCGCAUGAAGGCAAAAUCGGGCUAAUCUGAAUCAGGAUGCAAUGAGGAGUUUCAGCAGAGAUGAGAUCGAGACGCUUGGGAUCAGCUGAGGUGCAACAGUCUCACAGGCUUCCACUGCAAUGUUGUCAGUCUUUUGACGCAGGACACGCAGAGAGCCUGAUGGAUGCUUUGUCACCUCUUGGCUCAGCAGCAAGCUCCAUCCUCGCGGUACUAUGCCCUGCAGAGCUCAGCAUUCCUCCGAAUGCGCAGCACAGAUAGGCUUGCCGGUAAGCCUUGGCGCUAGCAUCCACGUCUACUUUACGGUACAGCACUAGUACCUACUGUCGGCUGCUGUAUCUGCCCAAAGCAUCGUGAACUGGAAGUCUAGCCACGGCAAGAUCGAUUGGGCAAGAGGCAAGAAAUGAGCAGCCGCCGGCGGCGACGUGGCGCAAAGCGUCGGAGAUGGGUAGCUGAUUCCAGACACCUUCCAUUCGUGUGCCAACAGCAAGAUAAAGGCAUCGCAGCUGAUGAGCCCACGCCUUCCUCGUCUCUCCUCCUCUUGAAUUCUCGCCGUAAAGUAGAGCACAUCAGACGAUCCUUCUUCUGAUCGUACACCUUCGCGUUUCCCGCUCCAGCUUCGGCACCACUACCCCCCAUCAGAGUGGCUUCCUUAGAUUCAUUGUCAAACAGGUACUUGCUAUGAUCUUCGAUCCGCCGAGGAACAACAUGGAAGCGUCCGUCUCGAGUGCCCAAUUUCCGCCGAGCAAGGCCUCAGCUCCCUCCAGUGCUGUUUCAAACAUUCCUGCUACUCAGUGUGAUGGGUCAGC